CGUAUAUAAUAGGUAGCACGAGAACUCGUAUCGAGCGAAUUGUUUCGCUGAUACCGAACGUUAUCACAUCUCGUAUAAUAGAUAGUAUUAUAAUCAAACCACUCACAUCUCCACAGAUUCCUGCUGCAAAGUUUCAAAGUAUAGGAGUAGACAGCGAGGACCGAAAGAGUCGGCGGUGGCGCGGGCGAAGGGAUAAACUCGCACGGUACGACAUGAGAGGACCGGUGCUGGCCGAACUGUUGCUGGUGGGCAUCGCCGUCGGGUUCCAGCGGGGUCCGCACCACCCCAGGGCCGCUGUGUCUGGCGAACUGAGAAUCGAGAGCAACCACCACCGCGAGCACAAGCACCCCAAGCCCAUGGGCGACACAAAAUUCACCCAAGACAAACCGAUACUGCACGACAAGAGGCAUAUUGAAGAGGAUCUUGGACUUCCAGAUAUAGACGAUAGUAAUUUAACAGAUGAAGAAUUAGAAUUUAGAUAUUUCAUUGCUCAUGACUAUGAUAAAAACACAAUGCUUGAUGGAUUAGAAUUAAUGUCAGCAUUUGCUCAUAAUAUGGAAAACUAUGGUGAUACGGAAACAAAGAUAUCAAAUUUAGAAAAUUACACAGAUUUAGUUGAUCAAAUACUGUAUGAUGAUGAUACAAACUAUGAUGGAUUUCUCAGCUACACUGAAUAUGUAAUUGCCAAGAACAAGCAUUUACAAAAUAUAUAAAAUAUUAAAUAACUUUUUUCAAAAUGCAUUGUUUAUUAUAAAUUAAGUAUUAUUUCAA
Molecule: messenger RNA, 771 nt
Organism: Melanaphis sacchari
Lineage: Eukaryota; Metazoa; Arthropoda; Insecta; Hemiptera; Aphididae
Product: multiple coagulation factor deficiency protein 2 homolog
Exons: 5
Coding region: 213-713 (166 amino acids)
Source: RefSeq, a predicted model, not a curated record